Molecule: messenger RNA, 1095 nt
Organism: Rana temporaria (common frog)
Lineage: Eukaryota; Metazoa; Chordata; Amphibia; Anura; Ranidae
Product: olfactory receptor 1L6-like
Exons: 1
Coding region: 150-1088 (312 amino acids)
Biological process (GO): G protein-coupled receptor signaling pathway
Cellular component (GO): membrane
Molecular function (GO): olfactory receptor activity; G protein-coupled receptor activity
Source: RefSeq, a predicted model, not a curated record
UCCAACAUCUUGGGAAUAGGACGUGGACCAGGUCAGGAUGGGGAGGAUGAGGUCAUCUUUAGAAGACACGGCCAAAGAAUGUGAGAUGAAGCAGCAAUCCAAGUAUCUUUAUAGAUUUGUGCUUUGCAGUUUAUAUUAAAAAAAUAAAAAUGACUAACUUAUCUACAGACUUGCCAACAAGAGAUUUUAUUUUAGUAGGCUUCUCCGAUUAUGUCCAACAACCCAUUGUUUUUUUCCCGGUAUUUUCUGCGAUCUACAUGCUUUCUAUUUUGGGCAACCUUCUUCUGAUCUCUGUCACUAUCGUAUCGCCUCAGCUACAAUCUCCAAUGUACUUUUUCCUCAGCAACCUUUCUCUUGUAGACAUGUGUUUGACAACAGUUGUGGUCCCUCGACUCCUUCUAAACUUACUGCUCAACCAGAAAAACAUCUCUUUUCCAGAGUGCAUUGCCCAGGUUUAUUUUUUCAUUGCCUUUGCAGGAGUUGAAUGCUUUAUUCUUUCCUCGAUGGCCUAUGACAGAUACAUAGCUGUCUGCAAACCUUUAUACUACAUAACAAUAAUGAACAGAAAGUUGUGUCUCCAGCUAGCCUUAGCUUCAUGGAUAAUCAACUUCGUCAACUCCGUCCUUCACACUCUUCUAAUUUCUAGGUUGUCUUUUUGUGGACCUCGAAUUGUUCAGCAUUUCUUCUGCGACUUACUGCCCCUCUUUAAACUUUCUUGCUCCGAUACAUCAGUCAAUCAGUUGGUCAUCUUCACCGAAGGCUUCAUGAUCGUUGCGUUGCCUUUCUUGGUAACUUUGAUUUCCUAUAUUCAUAUCAUUUGGACCAUAUUGAAGAUACCAUCCACCAUAGGGAGGAAGACGGCGUUUUCCACUUGUUCAGCCCACCUGACCGUAGUCACCUUGUUUUAUGGAACAAUGAUUUGUGUGUAUUUUCGACCAUCAUCUGCAUAUUCUCCUGUACAUGAUAAACUUGCAGCAGUUCUAUACACAGUCUUCACCCCAAUGCUUAAUCCAUUUAUUUACAGUUUGCGGAAUAAAGAUGUAAAGAUCUCAUUCAAGAAACUCAUACAGUCCAAUAUAUAUAUGUAGCUGAACC